AUGAAGGAAGUGGUACAGAAAGAGGUUAUGAAGCUUUGGCAAGGAGGAGUAAUAUACCCAAUCUCAGAUAGCCCUUGGGUUAGCCCCGUGCAUGUUGUGCCCAAGAAGGGAGGAAUCACUGUGGUUCCCAAUGAGAGGAAUGAACUGAUACCUACAAGAACCGUCACAGGAUGGCGGAUGUGCAUUGACUAUCGAAAACUCAAUGAAGCUACACAAAAGGAUCAUUUUCCUCUCCCAUUCAUGGAUCAGAUGUUGGAAAGACUCGCAGGGCGCAUGCCAUUUGGACUAUGUAAUGCACCUGCGACUUUCCAACGCUGCAUGCUUUCUAUAUUCUCAGAUAUGAUAGAGAAAUUCAUUGAGGUUUUUAUGGAUGAUUUCUCGGUAUUUGGAGAUUCUUUUACUAGUUGCUUGAAUCACCUGACCUUGGUAUUGAAAAGAUGCCAAGAGACCAAUUUGGUCUUGAACUGGGAGAAAUGUCACUUUAUGGUGACAGGAGGAAUAGUUCUUGGCCAUAAGAUUUCUAACCAAGGAAUCGAAGUGGACAGAGCUAAAGUAGAACUUAUUGAAAAGCUCCCUCCACCCAGUGAUGUCAAGGCAAUUAAAAGCUUUUUAGGACAUGCUGGCUUUUACAGAAGAUUUAUUAAAGAUUUUUCAAAAAUAGCUAAGCCCUUGAGUAAUCUCCUUGUAUCAGAUACACCAUUCAUCUUCGAUGAAACCUGCAUGUUGGCAUUCGAGCAUUUGAAAGAAAGAUUGUCUUCUGCCCCUAUCAUCUCCCCACCUGAUUGGAACUUACCCUUUGAAUUGAUGUGUGAUGCAUCUGACUUUGCAGUAGGGGCAGUGUUAGGGCAGAGGAAAAAUAACUUAGUCCAUGAGUUUGAUAUUGAAAUCAGAGACAAGAAGGGAGUGGAGAACAAGGUGGCAGAUCACCUAUCCAGGAUUCCUCAUGAGGAAGGGGAAACACAUGAUAUGAAUGUGAACGAGCUCUUUCCUGAUGAGCAGUUAAUGACAGUGAACAAAGCUCCAUGGUUUGCAAACAUUGCCAACUUAAAGGCAACUGGAGCUCUACCUCCAGGGAUCAAUAAACAUCAAAAGAGGAAGCUCAUGAAUGAUGCAAAAUACUUUGUCUGGGAUGAGCCUUAUCUUUUCAAGAAUUGUUCAGAUGGAAUCCUUAGAAGAUGUGUUUCAGAAGAAGAAGGACGAGAAGUACUAUGGAAUUGCCACGGCUCAUGCUACGGAGGCCACUUUGAAGGGGACAGGACUGCAGCAAAGGUGUUACAAAGUGGAUUCUUUUGGCCCACCCUUUUCAAGGAUGCCAAAGAAUUGGUAAGGAGUUGCAAUGAAUGUCAGAGAUCUGGGAACUUGCCCAAAAGAAAUGCCAUGCCACAGAAUUUCAUUUUGGAACUGGAAGUAUUUGAUGUGUGGGGAAUAGAUUUCAUGGGACCAUUCCCAACCUCAUAUGCAAACAAGUACAUCUUGGUAGCAGUGGAUUAUGUGUCCAAAUGGGUAGAGGCCAUUGUAACCCUAAAAAAUGACAACAAAGUGGUCAUGAACUUCCUUAGGAAGAAUAUUUUCAGCCGGUUCGGAGUCCCAAGAGCCCUCAUCAGUGAUGGAGGGAGCCAUUUUUGUAACAAACCACUAGAGACUCUUCUCCUACAAUAUGGGGUGAAACACAAGGUAGCCACACCUUACCAUCCCCAAACAAGUGGACAAACGGAGAUAUCCAACAGAGAGCUAAAGAGAAUUCUGGAGAAGACUGUAGGUGCAUCAAGAAAAGAUUAG
Molecule: messenger RNA, 1779 nt
Organism: Arachis stenosperma
Lineage: Eukaryota; Viridiplantae; Streptophyta; Magnoliopsida; Fabales; Fabaceae
Exons: 3
Coding region: 1-1779 (592 amino acids)
Biological process (GO): DNA integration
Molecular function (GO): nucleic acid binding
Source: RefSeq, a predicted model, not a curated record